AUGGCUUCCCUCCAAUUGUCCGAGCUGGUUGACUUCGACCAGACGAGCCUCUUCAUCUCUGCAGCCGCUAUUGCAUUCAACCCGACCUUCUGGAACAUUGUCGCGAGACAAGAAUACCACAACAAGGUUCUUACCCGUCUGUUCGGCGGCAAGUCCCAGACUGCCUGCUACUUCCUCGCUGCGACCAUCUUCUCUCUCGGCAUCGUCCGCGACGUCCUCUACGAGCGUGCCCUCCGCGACCAGCCCAUCCACCCGCUGCUUGACACCAAUGAGGCCACGUAUGCAGGCUAUGCCCUGCUGGCCGUGGGCAACCUGCUCGUCAUCUCGUCCACGUGGCAGCUCGGCAUCACCGGCACCUUCCUUGGCGACUACUUUGGCAUCCUCAUGGACGACAUUGUCACUGGCUUCCCCUUCAACGUGACCGACGCUCCCAUGUACUACGGUAGCACAAUGAGCUUCCUGGGCUCGGCGCUCGUCUAUGGCCGUCCCGCGGGUAUCCUCAUCACCGGCUGGGUGCUCUUUGUGUACCUGGUCGCCUUGAGCUACGAGAACCCCUUUACGGCCAGCAUCUACGCCAAGCGCGAUGCGGAGCGUGCCGCCGGUGUCAAGAAGGACAGCAAGAAGAAGCAGUGA
Messenger RNA from Sporothrix brasiliensis 5110, 633 nucleotides. RefSeq names its product methylene-fatty-acyl-phospholipid synthase. The record is from RefSeq and is a predicted model, not a curated record. The coding region runs from base 1 to 633 and encodes 210 amino acids. Gene Ontology annotation, molecular function: S-adenosylmethionine-dependent methyltransferase activity. NCBI's taxonomy places the organism in Eukaryota, Fungi, Ascomycota, Sordariomycetes, Ophiostomatales, Ophiostomataceae. Gene Ontology annotation, biological process: phosphatidylcholine biosynthetic process. The transcript is spliced from 4 exons.